Messenger RNA from Setaria italica (foxtail millet), 1618 nucleotides. Its product is annotated as DNA damage-inducible protein 1. Gene Ontology annotation, molecular function: aspartic-type endopeptidase activity; protein binding. The record is from RefSeq and is a predicted model, not a curated record. The transcript has 16 exons. Gene Ontology annotation, biological process: proteolysis. Lineage: Eukaryota; Viridiplantae; Streptophyta; Magnoliopsida; Poales; Poaceae. Bases 125 to 1357 code for a protein of 410 amino acids.
GCCAAAGGCCCCAGCCCCAGCUUUAACUGACACGGUGGACUCCAACUCCGCUCGACUCAUCUCGCCCGCAACCCCCCACUCCCUCUCUCCCUCCGCGAGUUCGAUUCCAGCCGGCGGCGGCGAGAUGAAGGUCACGGUGAUGACCGCCGACGAGCAGAUUCUCACUCUCGACGUCGACCCCGACGAAUCAGUGGAGAAUCUCAAGGCGCUCCUCGAGGUGGAGACUCGUGUGCCGCUGCGGCAGCAGCAGCUUCACUUCAAUGGGAAGGAGAUGCAAAACUCGGAGAAGCUUAGCUCUGUCGGGGUCCAGGAUGGUGAUCUUGUCAUGAUGCUUCCCUCCAAUGAUAGGGCAUCCCAGGAUGUUGUAAAGGUAAAUCCUGAUGGAUCAGCUGCAAAUCCUCAAGCUUUUCAACAACAUGUUCGAGGUGAUUCACAACUUAUGGCACAGCUCCUUCAGAAUGAUCCGCAACUAGCACAAGCUAUUCUUGGAGAUGACAUCAAUGAGCUACAGAAUAUCCUGCGGUCCCGCCACCAACAGAGAAUGGAACUGAAACGUAAACAGGAAGAAGAACUUGCUUUAUUGUAUGCUGAUCCUUUUGAUGUCGAAGCUCAGAAGAAAAUUGAAGCUGCAAUUCGGCAGAAAGGUAUCGAUGAAAACUGGGAGGCUGCCUUAGAGCACAAUCCUGAAGCAUUUGCUCGAGUGGUAAUGCUGUAUGUGGAUAUGGAGGUCAAUGGGGUACCUUUGAAGGCCUUUGUUGACAGUGGAGCACAGUCGACUAUCAUAUCAAAAAGUUGUGCUGAACGUUGCGGUUUGUUGAGGCUUCUUGAUCAGCGGUACCGAGGGGUUGCUGUUGGAGUCGGUCAAUCGGAGAUACUGGGAAGAAUACAUGUAGCUCCAAUAAAGAUUGGGCAACAAUUCUAUCCUUGUUCUUUCACUGUCUUGGAUGCCCCCAAUAUGGAAUUCCUAUUUGGGCUUGAUAUGCUGCGAAAACAUCAGUGCAUGAUUGACCUAAAGGACAAUGUUCUUAGAGUGGGAGGUGGUGAGGUUUCAGUGCCCUUCUUACAAGAGAAAGACAUCCCUGCACAUAUACGAGAUGAAGAGAAAUUAUCUAAGCUAGCAUCCUCUCUCGGCCAAGCAACCGGAGAAUCAUCAAAGGCACGCGAGGGGACUCCUGAUUUGCCACAACGGACCCCUCCUGCAGGAGCCCCAGUUGCAAAUCCUCCACAGGGAGGAGAUUUCGAAGCGAAAGUCACAAAGCUCGCGGAACUUGGAUUCGACCGAGCAUCUGUUGUACAAGCGCUCAAGCUGUUUAACGGGAACGAGGAGCAGGCUGCUGCGUUCUUGUUUGGUGGUUAGAACCCCGAGAGCAGCCUUUUCUUUCUGUUUGCCCAACCCUUUCCCAGGGUUGAAUAUUUGACAGAUACAAAAGUGAUUCAAGAGAUGGCUUCCCUUCGGAAAACUAGGCCAUUGCUCGUCCACUGCAAAGGCUUGCAUUUAUAGACGCUCCAUAUUUUCUCUUGUUUGUGAGAACAAACGUUCUUUCUUUCUGUACCUGAUACAUAGACUGAUAGACACCUGAAUGCAGACAAAUUUGUGAAGAUCUCUCUUGUUAUUUUA